AUGUCUACUCAACGAACUCCACCUGAAAGUUCAUUACUGAAGCCGAAUAUUUUAACACAAGAGUCUGAUACGGCAUCUGACUAUGUCGGCUCUGACCCUGACUGCAGAGGACAAAUAAACAUUACGCGUCGUUUUAAGCGUAAAUUUGAUGAUUCCACAUUAACUGACAUAAAAGAGAUGUUAGCAAAUGUACAGCAACAACAAAUAGCCCAAGCUUCGAAGUUAGAUACAGAAAUGAAUAAAAUGAUUAAACAAAAUACGGAUAUUAAAACUUCUAUUGAGACCAUGUCGGAUAAAUACGACGAAAUCUUGCAAGAACUUAAGCAAACGAAGGCCGAAAACACCGCGAUCAAAAAGCAAAUGAAACUAUUUGAACAAAAGAUCGAGUUGCUUGAACGAAAUGCUAAAGCGUCAACUUUGGAACUCAGAAAUAUACCAGAACAACAGUCUGAAAAUAAAUCAACACUAGUCAGCUUGGUGAAAAAUAUUGGAGAACAAAGAGAAACUGAAUACUGGCCAUCUGAAGUUAGCCGGCGAAUCUAA
Arctia plantaginis is the source of this 543-nucleotide messenger RNA. Lineage: Eukaryota; Metazoa; Arthropoda; Insecta; Lepidoptera; Erebidae. The record is from the annotation of a GenBank genome assembly.